Mollisia scopiformis is the source of this 1617-nucleotide messenger RNA. RefSeq names its product molybdopterin binding oxidoreductase. Gene Ontology annotation, cellular component: mitochondrion. The transcript is spliced from 5 exons. Bases 1 to 1617 code for a protein of 538 amino acids. Gene Ontology annotation, molecular function: oxidoreductase activity; molybdenum ion binding. The record is from RefSeq and is a predicted model, not a curated record. Lineage: Eukaryota; Fungi; Ascomycota; Leotiomycetes; Helotiales; Mollisiaceae.
AUGACGAACGGAUCUCUCAAGAAAACGACGGUUUUAGAUACAGAGAUCCUGCACCCGAGUCUGGCGAUCCGGACCAAGGAACCGCCUAACCCUGAGGCAUUGGGUCUGCAAGAGGAGUUACCGGGCUGGCAUGGGUAUCUGGAGUGGGAGAAGUAUCCCGAGAGGAAGAAGGAGAUCAAGGAGUAUAUGAAGAAGUUUGAUUUUCCGGGCGCGCCGGAAUUCCAGCUCGUGCCGCUGCCGAAGACGAACCCGAUUUUGGAGGGCGUGAGGUGGAAGCAGUAUCAUUAUGCUCUGGGAAAGGCGGCGAGGGAUAUCCCGGCUGAGAGCUGGUUGUUUGUUGAGAAGGAGAAGAGUCCGGAUAUGAUUCACGUCUUGCAAUUUCCGUACAAUGGGGAGCCGCCUAGAGAUCGUCUGGUAGCAACGUCGAUUACGAGGAACGAAGAUCAUUUUGUGAGGAACCAUGGCGGUAUCCCGGAGAUUGACGAAGAGAAGUAUUUCUUUGAUGUGGAGGGACUGGUUAAUAAUCCGAGGAGGAUCACGAUGAGGGAGUUGAAGGAUGAGACUCUAUUUCCGAGACAGAGUACGGUGGUCACGAUCCAGUGUUCGGGGACGAGGAGGAUCGAGCAGAUUCAUGAGUAUCCUGGGGAUGGAGACGAACUUAUCAAUGCACCUUGGGGAGAAGGAGCCAUCGGCACCGCUCGCUGGACGGGCGUCUCCCUCAAGAAAGUAAUCAAGUACUGCGGCGGCCUCAAAGACCCCUCCGCCGCAAACCACGUCGAGUUCCUCGGCGCAGACACCUACUUCAAGAAAGGCGAGGUCUACAACUACGCCGUGUCGGCCCCCUGGCGCAAAGUCAAGAUCAACGAGGUCCUGCUCGCCUGGGAGAUGAACGGUAAACCGCUCCCCAAGAUCCACGGGUUCCCGCUCCGCGUCGUCGUCUUUGGCUAUAUCGGCGCUCGAUCGUGUAAGUGGCUUACGAGGAUCAACGUCAUUGCCAACCCGUCGAUGGGUCCCGUGCAGCAGAAGGAGUAUUUGUAUUAUAAUUCUCAGGUUGGGAAGCAGAAUGCGAGUUAUUCAUCGGGUUUCAGUAUCCAGGAUAUGCCGGUUAGUUCAGCCAUCAUGAGCCCGCUGGAUAUGGACCAGGUGAUCCACGACGGCAAGAUCAAGAUGCGCGGGUGGGCGUACUCGGGUGGUGGGCAUUGGCCUGUGAGGGUGGAGGCUAGUGGGGAUGGGGGCAGUGUUUGGUAUGAAGUCCCGUAUCAGAAUUUGAGCGAGAAGUAUUUUCACGCGUGGAGGCUCUGGGAAAUUGAGUUGCCGGUUGAUGCGGAGGGGUGGUUGGAGCUGGUGGUUCGGUGUUGGGAUAAUGCGCUUAAUACUCAACCUACGUAUGUGAGGUCCGCUUGGAAUUGGGAUCUCCAUGUCACGUCUUCGUGUCAUCGGGUCAAGGUCUUUAGUAUCAAUAGGACGAGGCCGAAGACGGCGGCGAAGUUGAAGAUGUUUGAGAAGAUGGGGGUGCCGUUCUUGCCGAUUACUCAGCCGGGGGAGAUGGACCUUGAGGAUGAGGAGUCGUAUUUGAGGGAGAUGGAGGCGAGGGGUGGGAGGGAUCCUGUUGAGUGA